This is a messenger RNA of Mastomys coucha (southern multimammate mouse), 1028 nucleotides long. Its product is annotated as prostate and testis expressed protein 4-like. The transcript is spliced from 3 exons. Bases 44 to 343 code for a protein of 99 amino acids. The record is from RefSeq and is a predicted model, not a curated record. Lineage: Eukaryota; Metazoa; Chordata; Mammalia; Rodentia; Muridae.
UGAGUGGCCAUACUUUACCUCAAGCAGCCAUCUAACAUCCAGCAUGAAUCUGGUGACGAAAAUCAGCACACUGGUUGUGGUGACUUUAUCCUUUCUCUGCUUUGUGGAGGGUCUGAUAUGUAAUCACUGUAGGAAUUCAAAAAAUUCACAAUGUCUAAGUGAAGCAAAGAGAUGCACUACAAGUCCUGGUGGAUCAUGUUCUACCACAUCAUAUUUUGUGGGCCAAAAACAUUUGUACUCAAAGCAUGAGUGCUUGAGUCACUGCGAGGAAAGACACGAGUUCAAAGGAGAUAAAUUGGUUUACAUAAUGUGCUGUGAAAAAAACUUGUGUAAUAGUUUCUAGAUGGAGAAGAAUUACCUGAAGAAAACCAUCUUCUGUUCAAGAUCCAAACUUACAAAUGAAUCAAGAUGAGGAACUUGCUUUCCUACUCUGUUUCCACACUGGCCUGAGAUCCCUGAGAUAGUAACAGAGGCUACGUCCUCAUUUCAAUGAAAGAUUUCUUGACCACACCAUUAGACCACUGCAAAAAAAACAAUCCCAUGCUUACCAUGUUAUUUUACAGUGUCCAUGUUAUAGUUUGCAGUGUCUAAGCCCUGUAAUAAUGUCCCAAGGAUUUCUAUUUUAAUCUCUAGAAUCUAUGGAUGCUGCAGUAAGUGGCAAAAGAGCCAUUGGAGAUGUGAAUAAGGAUCUCAAGAUGAAAGGUUACUUUUGGAUGGUCAGGGUGGUCCUAGUACUAGUCGUAAGUACAAAUGUCCUUAUAAAAUGGGAGAGAGGAGGGCAUAAAUUGACUACAGAAGAGGAAAUGAUUGUGUAAUGGUGACUCAGUAAUUGGAGUGAUAUCCCUUGAAAAUGGAUCAAAUGGUCAUGAGCCAAGAGAUAUAAAGGCCACUAGAAGCUGAGAAGGGCAAUGAAAUUAAUUUUUCUCAGUGCCUCCAGAAACCCACCACACUGCUACUUGAUUUUAUCCUCAUGAGAUUUAUUUCUGACUUCAGAGUUCUACAAAUUGAAUAAAUGUGUGUUGUUUGAA